UACACCACUUUUUACGGUAAUCCAGGAGGAAGCGUAUUGACCAAUCGGUGUCUUGUGUCUAUCUUGACCAAACAGCUGACCUAAUGAACAGGGAUCAUUGAUCCUCUCGAUGAGGUUAGGAUUCAAGGAUCUCGGCUGUAUGCAUCGUGUUUCACGGGACAUACUUGUUCAGACAUAGAUAGUCUGUGGACUCAAAACUGUGUGACUGUUUCGUGUUUGGGAUAGGAGGGCGUUGACUAUGCAGCAGGCAAAUCUGAUUCCAGGAAAUCCACCGCAGUGGAGCACCUGCCCGACAAACUCAACCUCCAACUCCUUUCUGAAUCUUGAGAACAAGAUUUUGGCUCAGAGUUGUGCGAUGAAGUCUUGCUCUCAGCUCGUAAAUUGUCCUGCACCUCCGUCCUGCUGCCCAGCUCUCCAGCCUUCCAACCUGGCCUCCACUUCCUCCCUUCUCUCCACCUCUAGUUUAUAUUCCAUCUCUUCCUCACCGCUCCUCAGCACACAAAACAAGCUCUUGACCCAGCAACCCCUUAGUCCGUCUUGUCCCUUGACCUCGUCUGUCAUAAGGGACUCUUGUCCCUCCACCUCCUUCGGUGGUGCUCUGGUCAGUCUCUUUGCUCAGUCUCUCACAUUGGCACAAGCCAGUCUGGGUAAUGAAGUGACAGAAGAUGAAAUAGAAGAUGAGGAAAUAUCUGAAGAGAUGCAUUCCUCUUUUGAGGAAACCAGUGCGCAGCCUGAUGAAAUGCCGUCAGAAGAUGAAGGAGAGGCAGAUGAGGCUGAGGGCGCCAUGGAGUUGUUUAGUAUGGCAGAAGGUUUGGAGAACCAAGAACCCGAACCCGCUUUGAUCUUUAGAGAGGAGCAGUUUGGAGAGCUGGAUAGAGGAAAUAAGAAGGCAGAAGAGGAUCUGAAAGAUAAAAAGUAUCUCCUGCUAAACGCUGUGUGUUGCUCCUUGGUGAAUAAGAGUCAAGCUCCUGGGCAGAAGGAGUGGGACUCGGAAGACAGUGUCUGGACCACCAUCCAAAACCUGGGCAAGAACAUUUCUGAAAUCGACCCCCAGUUUCUUCUCAAGGUGGCUGUGUACACCAGGCAAGAAUUAAACAUCCGCAUCACGGCAAACUUCCUACUGGCCCUCGCUGCUAGCCUUCCGUCCACCAAGCGGCAUGUCCGCAGAUACUUCUGCGCUGCGGUGCAGCUGCCUUCUGAUUGGCUAGAAGUAGUCCGGAUCUACAGUGCAUGCUUUAGCUGUUCUCUGCCAGCGUGUCUGAAGAAGGCGAUGGCGGACAAGUUCAAGCAGUUCAGCGAGUAUCAGCUGGCCAAAUACAACACACGCAAACACCGCUGCAAACACAACAAAAAGAAACGCAAAGGAAAGCAACCAACUGAUGAGGAGCUGAAACGGUGGGCUAACUUGGUCAGGUCGGAUCCUCCUCUUCUCAAAAAGUUUUUUCGGUUUGAGGGCGACGGCGUGCCGGUGGAUAAGAAGCAGAGUGACUUCAACAUGAAGAAAAUGAUCCAGAAGCUUCACAUCAAAGAUCCAGCUGAGCACGUUAUGGCCAUUCUGGGAAAAAAGUAUCCUAGUGACCUGAAGACCUUUACCCACAGCGGGCUAACGGGAGCCUGGAACAGGGAGAGAGCCGGACAACGAAUGAGGCUCAAAGAGCCGAACACCUGGGAACAGCUGCUCAGCAGGGAGGGCAACAAGUCUGCCACCUGGGAGAAGCUGAUAGACUCAAAGUCUCUUCCUUUCAUGGCCAUGCUGAGGAACCUGAGGAACCUGAUCAUCAAAGGCAUCAGCGAGGCCCAUCACAAGAAGAUCCUCAGCCGGCUGACCAAUCAGAAAGCAGUUGUUCAGAGCCGACAGUUUCCUUUCCGAUUCCUCUCUGCUUACAAAGUCAUCAUGGAGCUGCGUGCUGAAGCCUCUGUGCAGCAGGUGAAACCCACAGUGAAAGACAUCCUGGUGAGCAUCCUGAAGAAGAUCCCCAAAGGCAGACGAUUCAGGAACCAGGCGUGGGAAAACAGUCCCAAGAAGCGGCUGAAGUUGACUCUUGGGAUGCCCUACAUUUCUCAACGAUACCAUAAGAAGAGGGCCGAACUCUUAAAGGCCACUCAAAAGCCUUACGGCGUUGAACUGCUGGACCGCUAUCGGAAAGCUCUGGAGAUCGCAGUUCAGAUCUCCUGCCGAUACAACGUGCCCCCGCUCCCCGGAAAAACGGUCAUCCUGCUCCCUUCUGACAUUUGCUCCGAUGAAUCCUGGAGUCGGAAACAGGACUUCUGCCUCCCCUUUGAGCCGGAGCAAAAAGACAGUGAGGAGAAUGAGGAGGAAGAGGAGGAGGAGGAGGGGACAACCUGCAAGAAAAGGAGUGAGGAGGAGGAGAAUGACAAACUCACCCCUUCUGUGUCGGAGGUGGCAGCUUUGCUGUCUCUGAUGAUCAGAAGCAGCGCGGAGGAUUGCCAGCUCUGCAUUUACGCGGACGCUCACUGCGAGGAAGCCAAGCUGGAGUCUGAUGUGCUUUUAGAAAAUGUCCGAACUGUGAUCCAACAAAUGAAGAAAUGCUCCGAUCUCAGCAGCGAGGAUUAUGACCUGACCUUCUAUCGCAGGCUGUUCAACAAGAACAACAAGCUGAACAACAUCAUCCACAUCGCUAGACCCUGGAUCACAUCGGAUCUCCAGUGGGAGCUGAGCACCUACAAAAAGGAAGUAAACAAUGAAGCUCUGGAAGUGCAAAUCUGCUUAACAGACAAUAAGUGUUACCACUCAGACGAGGCAGCGUCCAGGAACCUGGUGAAAAUCAAAGGAUUCAGUGAUCAAAUCCUGAGGUUUGUGGCAGAACGAGGAUCUUCCAGGUUGCUGGAACAUGUAGAGAACUUGGACAAAAAGUAUGAAAUCCCACCACCAGAGGGAGCCAAAGGCCCAGAAUCUACCAACAGCUUCCUGUCAUUACCAGCCAGUCCAAAGUUAAGAUGGCAAGGCGUUCGAGUGUUCAUCUCCUCCACCUUCAGAGACAUGCACGCAGAGCGCGACGUUUUAGUAAGGAGCGUCUUCCCUGAGCUCCGUCGCCGUGCCGUGCCGCACUGCCUCCACCUGCAGGAGGUGGAGCUACGCUGGGGCGUGACGGAGGAGGAGUCGGAGAGAGCUGCAGAGCUGUGCCUGUCAGAGGUGUGUCGCAGCCAGAUGUUGGUGGGGAUCCUGGGGGAGAGGUAUGGCCAGGUGCCCCCCAGGCCCGACCUCCCCAAGCUGCCGCAGUACAACUGGCUGUCAUCUGCUCCAGCCGGUAUGUCCAUCACAGAGAUGGAAAUCUGCCAGUUCCAGGCUCUCUACCCUGACACCGCAAACCAGAGAAUGCUCUGCUACUUCAGGGAUCCAAACAUCGUCAAAUCAAUUCCUGUGGCAUGGAGAUCAAACUUUGUAGCUGAAUCAAAAGAAGCUGAAGAGAAAAUAAAGUCACUAAAGACGAGACUUUCAUCCAGCGGCGUCAAGGUCACAGAAAACUACUCCUGUGAGUGGGGGGGUGUUGUGGAGGGGAAGCCAUAUUUGAAAAACCUGGAGGACUUUGGUAGAACGGUGCUGGAGGAUCUUUGGGCCGCCGUCCAAAAGACGUUUCUGGAAAAGGGAGAGGCGGUGGAGUCCUCAACAGACGUGGUGGAGCAGGAGGUCCACCAGGAGGCGCUGCGCAGCCAGUUCUUCGGGAGAGCCAAGCUGCUAUCGGCCGCUGAGGAGAUGGUGAAGCAGGUCUGCCCCAAAGGAGGGAUGGUUGUGAUAGAGGCCGGACCUGGAGAGGGCAAAACAGUUUUCAUGGCGGCUCUGGCAUUCGCCCUCAAAGCAGAGCUGCGGUCCAGACAGCAUCCAGAGUGUGAUGUCAUAUCUUACUCUGCCUCUGCCAGCCAAUCAGCCUGCUCUGUCGAAAACCUCCUCCGAUGUUUAGUUCAGUGGCUGAGAAAAGUGAGAGGCGCCAACGCAGACUCGCCUCUUCCCCAUUCCUACAAAGAUCUACUGUCAGAAUUUCACUCCACCCUGAGCUCUGCUGAAAAAAGCAGACGUGUGGUGCUGCUGGUGGACGGAGCGGAUCUCGUCCAGGAUGGCAAAGGACGGCUCAGCUCUGACUGGAUCCCGCAGCAGCUUCCUCAGGGUGUGUGUCUGGUGAUCAGCAUGGCUUCCAAAGCAGCUCUCCUGCAAACGCUGACAAAGAAAAAAGGGGCGGUCCUAUUCUCCCUGGGACCGCUCAGCAUGCCAGACAGGAAGGAGAUCGUUCAGAAGGAACUCGGUGCUUUUGGGAAGAAACUCAGUGACUCUGCGUUCAACAACCAGCUCCAAACUUUGAUAACAAAGAAAGGAGCAGUGAGUCCUCUCUUCCUGCGCUUGGCCUGUGACGACUUGAGGAACUUUGCCUCCUUUGACAAGCUGAAGGAGAGCCUGGAUGCUUUGCCGCCGUCCCUGAAGCAGCUGGUGCAGCACAGCUUGGAAAGACUGUGCUCGCUGCACAGAGGCAUGCUGGGACUGCGCUGGGCCCUGGCGGCUCUCACCGUGAGCAGCACUGGUCUGAGGGAGAGAGACUUGUACGUCAUCCUGAACAUUUGCAAUGAGCUGUCUCUACGCGGCGAGGAGGUCACAUGGCAGGACGUGCUUCAGCUGUUCAGGAAGCCAACAGGUCGUACUCCUAUGGCAACGUUCACCCGAUUGGUGCACAGCUUACAUAGUCUGCUUGCUCCAUCUCAAUGCCACGACACUGACGACCUGCUAGCUGUAAGUAAUCUGGAGGUGAGACAAGCUUUUGAGGAUGUUCUCCUCCCAGCAGAAAGCGACAGAGCCAGGGCUCACCUCAUAUUGGCAGCUCAUCUGUGGGCCGUGGCGGAUCCUCAAAGACGAGAUACGUUCUUUCACUGCGAGGCCGACUCCAUCAUGCACCUGCCUUCAAGCCUGAUCCAAAGUGGGCAGCUUGAAGUGGUUCAUUCUCUGCUCUCCAGCUUUUACUUCCUGUACGCUAACGUAAGCCACGGCCUCGUGCACCACAUGAUGGAGACAUACAGCUUAUAUGACCAGAAGCGAGCAUCUGCACGGUUCCACCUCCCAGCUGCUCUUGAGGAGCGUCUGGAGGAUUGCCGGGGUUUCCUGCGGCGCCAUGCCUCCACGCUCUCCACCUGGCCCGCUGUUUUUAUCCAGCAGGCUCUCAACGAGCCUUCGCACACCUCUGUCCACUCCUGGGCUCAGCAGCUGGUGGAGAAGGAAGGAGUUCGGGUGGUCCAGUGUCUGAAUAGCAGCAACAGUCCUGCUGCAGAAAGCAGUGAGCUGGUGUCGACCUUCUCCUCUCGUCCCUCCUGUGUGGUUCUGAGCCCGGACGGGCAGAUGGUGGUGGUUGGUACCGGACAGGGAACGCUGCACAUCAUCAACACGCAGACUGGACAGGAGGUAAAGUCGCUGGUGAGCAGCUGCGAUGGCAUCUCGAGCUGCGUUUUUCUGAAGGAUGGGCAGCUCGCCACUACCUCCUUUGAUGGACGAAUGGAAUUGUGGGACGUAGAGAACGGAUGCAGGACCGCUCUCAUCACUUGCCACACUAAUACGAUAACAGGAAGUGACAUCACUCCAGACAGGAAGCAUCUUGCAACUGUGUCCCUCGACUUCACGCUGAAAAUGUGGUCAUCUAAAUGUCAGGAGGUGGCCUCUUUGAGCAGCAGCAGCCCUCUGAACUGUGUGACCUUCGAUCCGGAGGGUCGCCUGCUGGCCGCCGGCUGUUGGAAUGGAAACGUCAUCAUGUGGAACUGGCUCCAGAAUAAAGUGCAAAAGCUUCUGUGCGGUCACCAGCGAUCAGUGCACAGUCUGUCCUUCUUUCCCUCGUCCUCCAUGCUCUGUUCCGGCUCCGUGUCUGGGGAGGUGAGGGUGUGGUCCGUGCCCACCUCCACCUGUGUGGGAUGCUUCCAGGCUCACUGUGGAGCUGUGGAGGCCUUCACCUUUUUGGAGGGAGGAGCCAUGCUUCUCAGCGCUGGUGCAGAUCACACUCUCCAGCUUUGGUCCGGAGGACUGGGACGCUCAGUUGCUGCUUUAAAAAGUGAUGAAUGUGAGCAGGAACCUCCUCAGAAGAAACCAAAGUCUGUAAAGGCUGAACCCGUCCCUCUGUGUGUGUCUGUGAAUGGAGGCCAGGCUGCGGUGGGUUACCAUGGCGAUGGCAUCAGACUCUUCAGUCUUGAUUCAGGCGAGGAGAUCUGGGCCUCCAAGGACCUCCGUGUGUCCGUGCACUGCAUGCAAUGGGUGGUUGUGGACACCGAGUCCACAGAAGGGGAACUGCUGGUGUCUGGAGGAGGAGAAAAGUGUCUGAGAGUUUGGAAGAAACAAAAGGAAACCAUGACGGAAGCACUGACCAGUCUGAAAACGUUUGGGAUUCAAACAGGAACAGUCCUGGCGAUGGCACAAAACUCUGUUUACCUGGCCACAGCUUCAGAUGACUUCACCAUUGUGCUGUGGUGUUUAAGUGACCUGGCACUUGAACGCACCACGUAUGCUCAUGCGGUGCUGAGAGGUCACAAAGGUGGAGUCACUUGUCUGACUUUUAGUCCUGAUGAGUCACAGCUGCUGUCUGGUGGAAAAGAUCAGUCUCUGAUAGUUUGGCAGGUGAACUCCUCUCCUCCGGUCGUCUCCAAGUCGCUCCUUCGUUCCCAUAGAGACUGGAUCACAGGCUGUGUUUGGACAUCAGACUGCAUGAUGAGCUCUUCCAACGACGGUAGACUAUGUGUAUGGGAUGCAGAGGCAGGUGUCUGCAUCAGAGAGAUCUCCUGGAGGAAUCCACUCACCUCCAUCUGCUCCCAGGGACGGAACGUGAUCGCCGGCUGCUCAGAGGGAGCCCUCCAUGUGUGGAACUGGGAGACGAGCACAGAAGUCUGCCACAUAUCUGCUCACAGGCAGCGCAUUCACCACUGCAGUCUGCUCACAAGCGCUGGCAAGAAGGAAGAAGUGGAUUCUGAGGAGCUGACCGUUUUCACAGCGUCUGAUGAUGGCAGCGUACGGAUUUGGAAGCCUUUAGAGAUGGAUCACUUCUGCAGCUUCGAUGGUCACAGCGGGGCAGUUUGUGGAGUGGUCCAUAAGGAAGGACUCCCAGAAUUCCUGACGGUAUCUGAGGACUGCUCCGUCCGACGCUGGACCUGGACUGCAGAGAGAACGUCCAACCUCAACAGCAAAAUCUCAACGUUGCGUUUCUCCGAAACCGAAGAUUUGCUGCUCGCUGGUUAUGAAUCUGGUUUGCUGGAGUUAUGGCAGCACAACACAACAAUAGUCCGCAAGCAGGUAUCAAACAGCGCCAUCGUUGCAGCCUGCUGCAUGCCGAACAGCGAGUUUGCCGUCAGCUACCAGAAAGAUUUAGUCGUGGAUGUUUGGAAACUGGUUUCAAACCAGCAGUCCAGAAUGAGUCUGAUCAAAAUAUCUUCUUACAAAGUGACGGAACCGGUAGCGCACCUCCUCUACUCCACCCAGCUGAUCAGUGUGACCAGUUCAGGAAGUAUCCAGUAUUUACUGGCUGAGAAUGAGGAGGAGAUUUGGAGCACCUGUAACAAUGCUUGGCACCAAAAAGUCCGUAUUCUGGAUUUUUUUCACAAUGAUCCAAAAAGCCUGUGGGUGAUUGGAGAGUCAGACGAUGAGGUUCACAUCGGAUUCAUUUUUGACAUGGGCCUGAAGAAUGACAUCUAUUCCUCCUUCAGCAAUGUGACCAUCAGUUUUAAGGAGGACGAGAAGGCCGGCAGCCCCAUCACUGCCGUCUCAAUGGACAAAGACUUUGUGGUGUGUGGCGACAUGGACGGCAACAUGUGGUUCAACCAGCAGCCAAACAUUUCUUCAUGGAGCACAAGAAAACCAGCUCACACUGACAGGGUCAGCGGGUUAAAGGUCACCCCCAGCACCAUCAUCUCCGCCUCCUACGACCGAACAGUCAAGGUUUGGGACAGGAGCACCAAGAAACAGCUGGGCAUGUUUGUGUGUGGAGGUCCAGUCCUGCUUCUGCAGGUGAAUCCCAGAAACCCCGGCGAGCUGGUCUGCGUUGACGGUCAGGGGAAGCUGUUCCUGCUCUCCUGGAAACGAUGAGGAUUCUUCUCUGAGUGCUUUCAUGACCUGAAACUGGUUCACAUAAUCUGUGCUGAUACCAAAGAUUGUCAGAAAUGGUUUGUUUUCUGUGGGGUUUAAAUUAGAACAUGAAAUGAUUGAGGAUCUAUUAAGUAAAUUGGAACUAAGUUGUUUUUUUUUCCUAUCAAAGGUAAAUAUUUGUUUAACGUUUUGGUGUUUGUUCAGAAAAAGUUUUUUUUUGAAAAUUGAGUUAUUUAAUUUUUGCACAUUAUCAGAAUAAUGUAUAGUUCUUUUAGAAAAAUAAGUGGGUGCAGACUUUUUUUCCUCUUUUUUUUAAUUAAAGAAAAGCCUCUAAACAAGUUUGCAUCAGGAUUUCAGCACUACACAGUUCCACAUAAAAGUGCAAUAAAGAUGACUGAGAGACACUUUUACUUG
Oryzias latipes (Japanese medaka) is the source of this 8470-nucleotide messenger RNA. It is a transcript of the gene tep1, whose product is annotated as telomerase-associated protein 1. Gene Ontology annotation, molecular function: protein binding; telomerase activity; telomerase RNA binding. NCBI's taxonomy places the organism in Eukaryota, Metazoa, Chordata, Actinopteri, Beloniformes, Adrianichthyidae. Gene Ontology annotation, biological process: telomere maintenance via recombination. Gene Ontology annotation, cellular component: telomerase holoenzyme complex. The record is from RefSeq and is a predicted model, not a curated record.